UAAAAAAACAUCAUGCAACAAUAACAAAGCUAGUAUUCGUCUUCCCCACUUUUCAUCAUAAAAAAUUUCUUCCCCACGAUUGUAAUUAUUUAUUUAAGAAAAACAAACAAACCAGAAGUCUGAUGACUGUUGUGAUCUCUCUUCUGCCAAGAAACAGAGAAAAAAACCAAGUAAAAAGCUGUCUCCGGUAAUAAUACAAGAGCCUUCCACUUUCACAAGGAUUUAAUGGGCGAAAGGGGUCGGAGCUUUCAGGUGGAUCCGAACGUCCCAAGAUAUGCAUGCCAGAACUGCCGUAACUAUCUCUGCGUCGUCGGCGCCGAUUCCUACGCCGAAAAAUUCUUCCACGAUUUCUCUCGCUCCGGCAUGCAGGAUGAGUCCUUUGUGGUUGUUUAUAAAUCUGAGUCCUCAGCGGAUGGUGGUGGGGUCCAUUUUCCGUUACCUGAAGCAGGACCCAAUGGUCCUUUGCAGCCUAACAAUUCUGGGUUUCACUCUACUAUAACUCUGCUGGAUCGUGCAUUUGAGAUUGCCACCACCCAAACACUGGUUGAGCAACCUUUAUGCAUUGAAUGCAUGAGGGUAUUGUUUGAUAAACUUGACAAGGAGGUUGAAGAUGUGAAUAGGGACAUUAAAGCAUACGAAGCCUGUCUUAAACGCUUGGAGGGUGAGACAAGGGAAGUGCUUGGUGAGACUGAUUUUCUCAGGGAAAAACUAAAGAUUGAGGAAGAGGAGAGAAAACUUGAAGCAGCAAUUGAAGAAAUGGAGAAACAGAAUGAAGAAGUAAAUAAUGAACUCAAGGGACUUGAGUUAAAAUCUAGCAGAUUUAAGGAGUUGGAGGAGCGGUACUGGCACGAGUUCAAUAUUUUUCAGUUUCAAUUAAUUUUGAAUCAGGAAGAAAGAGAUGCAAUUUUGGCCAAGAUUGAAGUUUCACAAGCACACUUAGAGUUGUUGAAACGAACUAAUGUGCUCAAGGAUGCCUUUCCCAUUGGGCAUGAUGGAGAAAUUGGUACCACUAACAAUUUUCGACUUGGACGACUUCCUAAAAUUCCGGUUGAGUGGGAUGAGAUAAAUGCUGCCUGGGGUCAAGCCUGCCUUCUUCUCCAUACAAUGUGUCAACAUUUCCGGCCAAAGUUUCAGUAUCGAAUAAAAAUACUUCCUAUGGGCAGCUACCCUCGGAUUAUGGACAACAACAACAAUAUUUAUGAGCUGUUUGGUCCGGUGAACUCGUUCUGGAGUACUCGCUAUGACAAAGCAAUGACAUUGUUCUUGACAUGCCUCAAGGACUUUGCUGAAUUUGCAAAUUCCAAGGACGAAGAAAACAACAUACCACUCGAAGAAUGCUUUAAAUUGCCCUACAAGAUUGAGAAUGACAAAGUGGAAACGUGUUCGAUCACUCAAAGCCUCAAUAAGCAGGAGAAUUGGACUAAAGCUCUCAAGUACACCCUCAACAAUUUGAAAUGGGCUCUGUAUUGGUUUGUUGGGAAUACAAAUUUCCAGCCUCGUUCUCCAGCAGCGUCUUCUUCACAUGCUGAAGUCUCAGGUGUAGGCUCUUUGUACUCGAGACGCAGUACCGACUCCAAGUCUGAGUUCCGAAGCUAAUCAAAUCCACGACAUAGGUAUCGAAUACAUAUUAUACCGACUUGUAUAUAGAAACACCGUGGUUUAGUCUUGUGCAGUUAAAAGCAUGGUUUGUAGUGUAUUGUAAUUCUUAACUGAAGUAUUCAUAAUAUUAGAGCAAAGGAUUGCCGUUUUUUUCUGCA
Pyrus x bretschneideri (Chinese white pear) is the source of this 1757-nucleotide messenger RNA. RefSeq names its product beclin-1-like protein. The coding region runs from base 226 to 1596 and encodes 456 amino acids. NCBI's taxonomy places the organism in Eukaryota, Viridiplantae, Streptophyta, Magnoliopsida, Rosales, Rosaceae. Gene Ontology annotation, biological process: late endosome to vacuole transport; cellular response to nitrogen starvation; autophagosome assembly. The record is from RefSeq and is a predicted model, not a curated record. Gene Ontology annotation, cellular component: phosphatidylinositol 3-kinase complex, class III, type II; phosphatidylinositol 3-kinase complex, class III, type I; phagophore assembly site. The transcript has 9 exons.